AUGAUUGUGAUUGCGUUCUUGACUUUUCUUGUCAAUGGAGUUGUCAAAAUCUCAACGCCUGAGACAUUUAAGGAAUUAACUGAAGGAAAGAGUGUUGUCAAAUUUUAUGCGCCAUGGUGCUCGCAUUGUAUUGCUCUCAAACCUGUCUUCGAGAAAUUGUCUGAUGAGUUUCAGGAUGUUCAGUUCGUCGAGAUCAACUGUCAACAACACGAAAAAUUCUGCGUGAACAGAAACAUCAACGGAUUUCCAGAAAUUCGAAGCUACGAGAAUAACGUGGAAGUCUCAAAAUACAGCGGACCUCUUGACGCAACGAACUUACGAAAAUAUUUGAAAGGAGAAAAAGUCGGGAAAGCUGAAACGCGCGUGUUCCAGCUCAACGCUUCUAAUUUUGAAAGUGUUGUUAAUGACGAAACUAAAAAUGUUGUGGUCAAGUUUUAUGCGCCGUGGUGUGGAAUAUGCAAGGGAAUGAAAGACAAAUAUGAGAAGUUAACAGAGAUAUACAGUAAAGAAACAGACUUGGUUAUUGCAGAAAUGGACUGCACUGAGCAACAAAACGUGAAAAUAUGUAAAGGCAGAUUCAACAUUUCUGCAUAUCCUACUAUAACGUUUUUCCCUAAAGAUUUUAAGUAUGGAAAAGACUUCACAUACGAACACGAGAUCACAACAUAUCUAAAUAGAAUGAACAGAGAGUUUUGGUACUUCAGAAAUGAAAAUGGAAAAUUACAGGAGAACGCGGGGCGGGACAAAAAGAUGGACAAACUUGCUAAUGAGUUUUUGAAAUCGCACGAACAGCGACGAGCUGAUAUUGUUGCCGUUUUCACGAAUUCCAAUAAAGGGCGAGUGUACAAAGACAUAGCACAACACAUCAUUGCAAAGGGCAGUGACUGGAUUGAUGAACGCAAGAAGAUUCUUGAGGAGAUAAAGCACACUGACGAUUUGGCCUUCAUUGAGCUCAACAUAUUACAACAGUUCAAAUAA
This is a messenger RNA of Entamoeba invadens IP1, 978 nucleotides long. RefSeq names its product protein disulfide isomerase, putative. The record is from RefSeq and is a predicted model, not a curated record. The transcript has a single exon. Gene Ontology annotation, biological process: protein folding. The coding region runs from base 1 to 978 and encodes 325 amino acids. Gene Ontology annotation, molecular function: protein disulfide isomerase activity. Gene Ontology annotation, cellular component: endoplasmic reticulum. Lineage: Eukaryota; Evosea; Mastigamoebida; Endamoebidae.